UUUUAAACACAGGUGAGCACUGACUUAACAGACAGACAGGCUGGCAGCUUUACUACGGCAUCACAGAAACACACAGUAAAUGAAUGGAGAUUUACUAAAAUCAAUACUCUAAUAGAGAUUUAUGAUUUUUAAAGCAUUUAUUUUCUUCUCACAGCGAUUGUUUAUAAAGCUUGAUCUUGGAUACGGCCUUUAGAGGAUUGUGUUGCCUAUAGACCAAAAUGGAAUUACCGAAAAUGGCAAACGGUCACCAUGAACUCAUGAGCCCUGAAAAGAUGGAGAACGGAUUUGAAGACUUGAAAAACGUGACAGAAGCUGAUACGUUUCUUCCCAGUAAUGGAAAAAUACAGACAAAGUUUACAGAUUUCAAGGGGAAAACAUCUAUGGGUAUGUCUAUUUUCAACCUCAGUAGUGCCAUAAUGGGCAGUGGAAUUCUGGGACUGGCGUAUGCCAUGGCCAACACUGGCAUUAUCCUGUUUGUAAUUCUGUUGAUAAGUAUGGCUCUUCUUUCUGCUUACUCAAUACACCUGCUUCUUAAAAGCGCAGAAGUGGUUGGAAUACGUGCAUAUGAACAACUUGGGAACCGUGCAUUUGGUUCACCUGGGAAAGUCGCAGCAGCAUGUGUAAUAACAUUACAUAACAUUGGAGCAAUGUCCAGUUAUCUCUUCAUUGUGAAGAUAGAGUUACCCAAUAUUAUUCGGGGUCUUACUGGGACAACAGAAGCGUGGUAUGUUGAUGGCAGAUUCCUCAUUAUUAUUGUUAGCAUCCUUGUCAUUCUUCCACUGGCAUUGAUGAAACAGCUCGGGUAUCUGGGUUACACCAGUGGGUUCUCACUCAGCUGUAUGGUGUUCUUCCUCAUAGCUGUAAUCUACAAAAAGUUUGUAGAAAACUGUUCUGAUGGACACCAGAACACCAGCCUUAAUAUUACUCUGCUCAACCAAACAAUUCAUUUAAACUCCACCUCUGACACAUGUGAAGCUAAACUCUUUACUCUCAACUCAGAGACUGCUUUUACCAUUCCUAUAAUAGCAUUUGCCUUUGUGUGCCACCCGGAGGUUUUGCCCAUCUACACAGAACUCAAAAAUCCAAGCAGGAUGCGCAUGCAACGCGUUGCUAAUGUCUCCAUUUUGGCCAUGUUUUUCAUGUACCUGCUGACUGCCAUCUUUGGUUAUCUCACCUUCUAUGGAAAUGUGAUGUCAGAACUUUUGGAGAUGUACGGCAAAACAGACACACUGAUGCUAUGCGUUCGACUGGCUUUUCUGGUGGCAGUGACACUGACCGUCCCCGUCGUCCUGUUCCCGAUCCGCCGUGCUAUCCUUCAGCUCUUGUUUUCUGAUAAGCCCUUCAGUUGGGUGCGUCACAUCCUCAUCGCCGUAUGUCUGCUCUUUGCUGUCAACCUGCUUGUCAUCUUCGUGCCCAACAUUCGUGACAUCUUCGGCUUCAUUGGUGCCACAUCAGCUCCCAGUCUCAUCUUUAUCUUGCCGGGAAUAUUCUACCUCCGCAUCGUUCCUGAAGAACUGGAGCCUUUGAAAUCGCGACCAAAGAUUCAGGUCGUUGUGUUUGUGUUGCUGGGUUUUAUCUUCAUGAUAAUGAGCAUCACCUUCAUUAUAGUGGAGUGGGUGACAGGAAUGAAGACCACAGGUGGCCACUGACAGGCACAGUAACAUAUAAAGACCAUAUUUUAAUACCACCUGAACCCUCAAUACACACAAUUUUUUUGAGUGUAACAAGAUCUAUGUAUGGGUACUUGGUACACUCAUCAAAAUGACACUUACUUAAAGAGUUUUACAGUACGCACCAGCAGUGUUUAAUACAAGUUUUAUGUAUUGUGGCAUCGCCAAAUGCCAACUUUUUUGUAGUUUUUGUAAUCAUUCAAAAAUAAACUUGCUGUUUAGAGGUGGAGAAUGUAAUGUUUGGAUACCAAUUCUCUAGUAUUAAAAAAAAACUUUAGCAUUUGUUGAUAUUGUGUGUCAUUUUGUAUGCUAAUUGGAAAUAUGUUUUUAACACCUUGAAAAUUUAGUAAACUUGUUACACGCUGAAAAAAAUUAUAGGUGUUAUACAGUAGGUUUACAUGAUGUUGUUUUUAACAUUAUUGACUUUAAAUUCUGCUUCAUGAUUUUUUUGACCAAACAGUAAUAAAUUCUGGGUAGCACAUCGGGUAAAGGUCACUACAAAAUGGUCAUAGUAUCUGUUUCUUCUCUUCAAUAUCUGCAAGUUUUUAUCUCGGACUUAAUAAUGGUUCUUGUUGGACUUUACAUUUUUGAAGCGUAUGGUUGUUUUGUAUAGCAAUUGAUGUACAUAUUGUGAUAUGGUAAGAAAACUUUUAAAUAAUUACAAGUGUUGUACAAAGUUUGUCAUUUUAUGUAUUUACUGUAUUAUACAUUCUUUUUCUGCUACCACUGGAACCGAAUGCAAAGGAAAAAUGAAACCUACUGAAGUGAAACUUGUGGGAAGAUUUCAUAAUUCCCCUAAGAUAAAGUGCCUGAGGUUAAAAGAGAAAAAAAUCCAGCAUUUCGUGUGGAUGUAUGUUCAGAAAUACAUGUACAUUGUUCUUUGUUGAAAGAUUAAUAAAGUUUUAAAA
Molecule: messenger RNA, 2578 nt
Organism: Misgurnus anguillicaudatus (oriental weatherfish)
Lineage: Eukaryota; Metazoa; Chordata; Actinopteri; Cypriniformes; Cobitidae
Source: RefSeq, a predicted model, not a curated record